Messenger RNA from Colletotrichum truncatum, 276 nucleotides. Its product is annotated as MFS monosaccharide transporter. The record is from RefSeq and is a predicted model, not a curated record. Gene Ontology annotation, biological process: regulation of DNA-templated transcription. NCBI's taxonomy places the organism in Eukaryota, Fungi, Ascomycota, Sordariomycetes, Glomerellales, Glomerellaceae. Gene Ontology annotation, molecular function: zinc ion binding; DNA-binding transcription factor activity, RNA polymerase II-specific.
AUGGCUCCACCACAACGACAGGAACGUAUUGUGCCUUGCGAAAAAUGCAGAGAAAAGCACAUUAAAUGCGAUGGCGAAACACCAUGUUCCAGCUGCAAGAAGGCAGAGGAUCGCUGCGUUAGGGUCGACAAGCGUUUCAGGUUCAAGCGUAUGGUUGCUUCUAAGAAAAAGUAUUCCUUCAAUGCCGACCAGCCGUGGUUACACACAAAUACGAGUACCGGUAAGAUAACCUCUGACCUCAAGAUCUUUGAGCUGGCUUUAUUGUCUAGAUUGUAA